Alosa sapidissima (American shad) is the source of this 1056-nucleotide messenger RNA. RefSeq names its product family with sequence similarity 162 member A (gene fam162a). Gene Ontology annotation, cellular component: mitochondrion. Gene Ontology annotation, biological process: cellular response to hypoxia; neuron apoptotic process; positive regulation of release of cytochrome c from mitochondria. The coding region runs from base 154 to 660 and encodes 168 amino acids. NCBI's taxonomy places the organism in Eukaryota, Metazoa, Chordata, Actinopteri, Clupeiformes, Clupeidae. The record is from RefSeq and is a predicted model, not a curated record. The transcript is spliced from 5 exons.
UCACUGAUAUGUAACUGUGCUGCUGUGUUGCUGACUGAGUCUGACUUUCAACUGCGGAAGCAGGAAAACCUUCCCGAAUGUAACAUCAGUUUGAAACGGCUUCAUGGUUCCAAAAAUCCAAUCACACUCUUUGUAAAACACCAAACUUUAAUCAUGAUGUUCAAUUCGAUCGUUAGGUCUCGUCCUCUCGGUACUUUCUUGGCCCAAUGGCGUCGUCAGGCUGUUGAUAGUAUUUGUAAGAGGAGAAUGUGUGACAAACCCCCGGUGGCAGCCACAGAGACGAAGCCUGCCGCCCCAACACCGAGCACACCACAUCUAGGUUUCAAACUGCCUGGAUACCGGCCGUCAGACUUUGACAAGAAGAUGCUCAUAUGGUCCGGCCGCUUCAAGACUAAGGAGCAGAUUCCUGAGAUUGUAUCGUAUGAGAUGCUUGACGGUGCCAGGAACAAAGUACGUGUCAAGGUCGCAUACCUGAUGAUGGCUGUAACCAUUGCAGCUUGUGUGGGAAUGGUGAUCCUGGGAAAACAGGGUGUGAAAAACCACGACUCGCUCAUUGCCAGGAACAUGGAGAAGAAGGCUCGCUGGAGGGCCGAAGCUCAGCAGGAGAGAGAGGCAGCGGCGGCGAGUGCUGCGACUCUAGCUACUGAGAAAGCCCAGUGAGGGACUCUGAGGAGGAGCAACACCCCCCCCAGAUCACAUCCAAAGUGCUCCUGGAUGCCUCACCUGUUAAGGACCCUUUUUGCUGCCCCCUGUCUGUAACUAGUAGGUAGUGCAGCCCUGCAUCAGGAGAACCAAAGUAGACACAAAGAUUUGUUCACCGCUUAAAUCACUGGAUGGGAUCUCUAGAGGUGCCAAGACGUAUGUAUGACCCUCUGUUAGAACAAGACUUGUGCUUAGAAGCGAAGUGCUGAGCGUUAUAUUGAAAGUUGAUAUUCAGCCGUCAGAGAUGUAGUAAUUCAGUUUACUCGAUCAGCUAUUCCUCUGCCACAGUUAACUUUUUAAUCUUAUCACGCUGCUGUUUUACAAGUAUUAAAGAAAAAAAAUAACCUACUCAAA